This is a messenger RNA of Cucurbitaria berberidis CBS 394.84, 4074 nucleotides long. Its product is annotated as ankyrin. The coding region runs from base 1 to 4074 and encodes 1357 amino acids. Lineage: Eukaryota; Fungi; Ascomycota; Dothideomycetes; Pleosporales; Cucurbitariaceae. Gene Ontology annotation, molecular function: protein binding. The transcript has 2 exons. The record is from RefSeq and is a predicted model, not a curated record.
AUGCAGAGAAGAAUUAGUCUGAAGGAGCUCAUACACAAUGCUGGCGUCAUCAUACCGGCUGACGGUCGCCAGCCGUGCCUACCAGCACCAACACAGCCUGCUAUCACCGCUAGUGAAGAGGACCAUGCGCAAGCCCGAAACAUCUUGCUUGAUCGAAGGACCAAAAAUCCAGAAAACAAAAAUGUGCUAAAGAGCAUAUUCAGGAGUUCAAAGGAGAAGGAGAGAUUGCAGGAGCUGGGGCAAUUCUCACAGGAGGAGCUUGACCAGGCCCUGUCCGCUGUCAUUCACAAUCCAACAACCGGCCCUGGUCUCAUACAGGCAUUCCUAAGUCUAGGUGCAAAGGUCAACAUCAUCGAGACCCCUGAGAAAAAGAAAAAGUCGGGCAACCAGUCGAAUACUAGUCUUCGUCGCCGAAGCACAGUCCUGCAACAAGCAGCUACUUCUCGAAAGGCUGAUUCUGUCGGCCUGCUCGCCAGCUCCGGAGCUGACCAAACAACAUUAGACGAAGGCCUGAAAGCUGCUCUCACUGCGAACGAUCAAGCCUGCAUCCAGGAGCUUUUACGUCAUGGGGCAAACAUCAACAAUUUCCCGACUGCCUUGGCGAACGCCGUACGCUCAAACGACCAGAACUAUGUACGGCUUCUACUAAGAGCACCGAAACCACUUCGCCCCGAGAUUAUAUCGUCAUGCCUGCCUGCCGCAGUACAGCAGAAAUCCAGCGCCAUUGUAUCCCUGUUAAUCACAUAUGGCGCAGACCCCAACUUUGAUUCAUCAAGCGCUUUGAACACUACAAUUGGGAAGCGGGACUUCAAGCUAGCUGCUGCACUGGUAUCAGGCCCGAUUCCUUUGACAGGCUUAAGUUUACAGCGGUUACUCGACACUACUAUGAGAUUGCCAACGUGUGAGGCGACUCUUCAGUUCCUUCAGCUACUGUUCUGCUGCGGAUUGCCACCCAAUAGCAUUGGGCUGCCAGACCUACUCAUCAACAGAAUCAAAAAAGACGAUACAGCCGGCGCCAUGAUGAUGAUUAGCUAUGGUGUACCUACCACGACGAAUGAAGCAGAAUGCUUAAAAGUUGCAUUGAUCAAUUCGAACUGGACCGUAGUCGCUGCUAUCCUCCAAACUGCCAUCUCACCUCAACUCGCUUCAGUCGCACUGACUGUUCUGCCAUCAGCCGCACGACAACCCGACAGAAUGCGUGUGAUAAAAGCGCUGAUCCAGAAGGGUGCGACAGGCCCAGCACUCGAUCGGUGGCUAACACAAGCCGCCAAGGAAGGCGACACCGCGAUGAUAGAGAUUCUGCUCAGCGCUGGAGCAUCAGUUCAUUCCGACCACAACAGCCCGCUCCGAUUUGCUAUAAUGAGGAAGGAUACCAAGAGCCUCAGGUUACUGUUAAAAGCUCGUCCAUCUCCAGAAGCCCUAGCUAAUGUCUUCCCGCCCCUGCGUGACUAUUCACCGUCUGAGCGACGGGAAACAUCCGUCCUAUUACUUGAGGCAGGUGCACGUGGUCCAGAAGUUGAUCAAGCUCUCGUCGACGCGGUUGCGGAUACGUCUGCAGCGAGAGAUGGCUCUCUAAUUAUUGAGCUUGUUCGAAGGGGUGCUAAUGUUAAUUACGAUAACGGCAAGGUAUUCACGUUGGCAGCUGCGCAGGCCGAUUUAUCUCUCUUGCGUCUACUUUGCAAUUCGAAACCUACCUCGUCAUCGACUUCAUCAGCCCUUCCUUUGGCAUUCGACACACAAGGCAACAGACGCACAAACACUCUCGAAGUCAUAGACCUGCUGUUAUCUCAUGGGAUGGAUGAGGGUCCGGCUCUCCCCGCCCUGCAGAUCGCUAUUAGCGGUGGCCCGGACAAUAUCGAUAUCGUGAAGCGUCUCAUCGUAGCCAACACUCGGUUGCUUAGUCCCGCCCUCAAAUAUGCUAUCACGCUUGAGGACUCGAAGAAGAAAGCACCGAUUCUGGAGGCACUGUUGACGAUGGGAGUCACUCAAGAAACUCUUGACCAGGCGCUUGCUGUUGAGACGCGAAAUGCCGUGUUCAACAAAGAUGUCACCAGUACCAAGUUGCUAUUGGGACAAGGAGCUUCUGUGAGUCACAACGAUGGCGAGGCAUUGAGCGUUGCCGUGGCUUCAGGGAGUAGUUCGCUGACUGAGAUUCUACUCAGCGGGAAUCAUCAGCCGUCACGAUCUAGCGUAACGAAGGCUUUCCGUACAUUGUUCGCCGACGAAAAUAUACAAGGGACUUCAAGGAGCGAGAAAAGUCUGAAAACAAUUGCACGGGAGCUCCUUGAUCGCGGAGUUGAUCAACUUGUAAUUGACUCAGCCCUCCGGUCUGUUCUCUGCAACAAUAUCGACAGUGUCGACAUAGAGACCCUAGUCGACCUACUAUUAAAACACGGUGCAAAUGUCAAUGCAGCGGACGGUGCAUGCUUCAUUUUCGCAGCACAAAAGCAAAAUCACGCCAUAUUUGAACAGCUCAUGCUUCACAACCCCAAGUUCAAUAUUGUCGUCGCAGCGUUACUCAGUUCCAAUCUUGAAGACCAGAUAGUGGUCGACUCAAUAGAGUCUUGUUUCAAACACGGAUGCGCCUCUGACGAGCUAGAAGCAGGACGUUACAAAACACCGGUGCUCAUAUUGGCAAUGCAGGAGUACCCUAGAAAUGAGCCGCUCGUUAAACUCUUGCUCAAUCACGGCUGCAACCCUGACAUCUCAACCCAAUCCAUCAUUGACCCAUCAGUUGGAGAAGAAACCGUCUCGGCUCUGCUAUGGGCGCUGAACCAAGCCCAAAAGAAGAUCUCGGAUCCCGUCAUUGCGGCUCUUCUGGAAGCCGGUGCAUCCGUCACUAGAGCUGCACCAAUAUCGGAAAUAGCGCCCGUUGCUCUCGCCGCUCGGGAAGGACGACAUGAGCUCAUCCAGGCACUGCUGGAGCGGGGUUCGGACGCUUCUGCACGCGAUAAAUGGAACCGGUCUGCACUAUUCUACGCUAGUAGUGCCUGGACCACUGCGACGGUGCAAGUAUUAGCUCCGCAUGCAUUGAAGAAUGAUAGUAGUCUGCACGAAGCAGCGAGGUGCUUGCAGCUAGAUGCCGCUGCCAUAUUGACCCAACGGGGCCACGAUCCAAACUUCCCCUCGCGAAUUCACAACGGCAGAAACGCGUUGGGUGAGCUCUGUCUCAAUGCGCAGAUCACAAGUGCAAGCCAUCGCUCGAAAGUAAGACAGCUGAUCAGACUGUUUCUUGACAACGGAGCAAAUCCCAAGUUCAGAGCACGGAACGAGAAGUCCGCUGUCGUACUUGCUUUGGAUAAUGCCUACAACGCCCUUGAGAUUAGUGAAGCGCUUCUCGAAACAGAGAUGUGGGAAGAUUUGAACGACGAGAAGCACAUGUAUCGGGAUACAUCUGGCCUUUGGUACUCACCGCUCAAAUAUGUCGAGCUCAUACCAUCCCCAAGCCGCGCCGCAUCCAGGCAAGAAUUACUUGACCUACUCCGUGAUAAGGGCUGUGAGCCAAAAUACUACUCAGAGACCGCCGAGCAACCGCGUGGCGCCAUCGGCAUGCCAGCUCCCAUAGCCCGCAUAUUUGACCAGCAGAAGGAACAUGAGCUCUCGCUCAAACAUGCACAAGAAAGCCACGAUCAUGCCCGUACUUUGGAAGAGACAACACAUCGCGAUAUUCUCCGCCGCAAUCGCGAAUCACAGGACGCCGAAAUUGCUGCUCAGGCCGCCGCACAACAACACCGGCAAACCCUGGAGCAGCAGAAACAUGAAUUUGAAGUCCAACGCGUCCGCGCCGCAGAGCAUAUGAAGCGCUCGGAAAAGGCAGCCUGGCACAAUCUCAUCAUGGAGCAGGAGCGUGACGCGUCAGCUAGACGGCAGUCAGUCGAGGAUCGAAAGGCAAGCGCAACUAUUGCGUCGGAAGCGAAACUGAUUGAGCAGAGGAAGGCUGAGCUGGAGCAUAAGAGUGGUGUAGAGAGGAGAAUGCUGAAGGAGAAGGAGGAUUUGUAUGAUCGGAAUGUCAAGAGACAGAUAGAUGACAGACCUGCUAUCGAGGGGACACCUCAAUGGGGGACUGUAGACUGA